UUUUUGCACGAUAUGGUAGUUUCUACGUUGCACCAGUUAAACAAAAGCCGCCAUUUUUACCGGACAGCGUGCCUGAAACGAUUUAAAUCGACCACAAUGGCGUACAAAGGAGGAGCAAAGGUGCAGAAAGUAAUGGUCCAGCCUAUCAACUUGAUUUUCAGAUAUCUGCAAAAUAAAUCAAGAGUACAAGUUUGGUUAUAUGAACAGGUCAAUCUACGCAUAGAGGGCUGCAUUGCUGGAUUUGAUGAGUACAUGAACUUGGUAUUAGAUGAAGCUGAGGAAGUACACAUGAAGAACAAAACUAGAAAAUCAUUAGGUCGAAUCCUCCUUAAAGGUGACAACAUAACAUUAAUACAGGCAGUGCAAUGAGAACCGGUGUGAUCUCAAUUUCUCCAUUACUCCAUUUAUGUUGUAUAUAAUUUCAUGGUUCAACUGUGGCAAAACUUAACAGAAACUGUCUGAAAAUGGAAGCUGGUCUUAUUCUUAAUUUGUGUGAGACAUAUAUUAAGCAAAAAUUGAA
Molecule: messenger RNA, 520 nt
Organism: Ruditapes philippinarum (Manila clam)
Lineage: Eukaryota; Metazoa; Mollusca; Bivalvia; Venerida; Veneridae
Product: small nuclear ribonucleoprotein E-like
Exons: 5
Coding region: 13-369 (118 amino acids)
Biological process (GO): mRNA splicing, via spliceosome; spliceosomal snRNP assembly
Cellular component (GO): U4 snRNP; U4/U6 x U5 tri-snRNP complex; U1 snRNP
Molecular function (GO): RNA binding
Source: RefSeq, a predicted model, not a curated record